AUGAAUUCGCUCGCCGACCUCAAGCAUAACCUCACGGAGGAGAAGAUCCACAACCAAGAGAAAGAAGAGCCAUCCAAUGGUACCGUCACGCGAGAACCGUCGCCCAACCGCGGGGCCUCAGUGCGCGAUGUCGAGGCCAUCGGACCGGACUCGGAGUCGAAACGAGAAUGGCAGAAGAAGCGUGGAAUUGAUGUGUCGAAACAAGUCAAGAUCGUCAAACUCAGUCAUAUGCGCUACCAGCACCCUGACCUGAACAAGAUCACGACUUUUCUGCGAGAUUUCGGCAUGCAUGUUGUGAAGAAAGGCCCCAACGAGCGAUGGUAUCGCGGCUACGGGCCCGACCAAUACGUGUACUAUGCCAAGCAAGGCCCCAAGAAAUAUCUAGGCGGAACUUUCGAGGUUGAAUCGCGGGCCGAGUUGGAAAAGGUCUUGAAGCUGCCUGGUGCCACUGUGCUGAGUGACGGGAUCGAAGAGUUAAAAGACGCCCCUGGCGGUGGCUAUCUGGUGACGAUUGCAGACCCCGAAGGGUUCCCGGUCAAUUUCAUCUACGGCCAAGCGGCGAUCACGGAAGAGAGGAAGAGGCCGACCAAGUUGGUGUUCAACGACGAGAGCGACAAGCCGCGGCAGAAGAGGUUCCAACGAUUCGAGCCUGGGCCGGCCGAGAUCCACAAAUUGGGUCACUUUGGCCUGAAUGUGGAGAACUUCCCGGCCCAACUGGACUGGUACACGCGACACUUCAACAUCGUGCCCAGCGACAUUCUGUACGUGCCGCUCGACAAGAUCGACCCGGAAACCAACCAACCGGCCCGCAAGCAAGUGGCGCUGUUCGCCUGCAUCGACCGCGGCCAGGACCUGGUCGACCACCACACGGUUUUCUUCACCAGCCUGAGCCCCGGGGUGGAGAAACACGUGCACCACUGCUCGUUCGAGGUGCACGACUUCGACACCCAAGCGCUGGGCCACCAGUGGCUCGCGGAGAAGAAGUACGAGUCGGUGUGGGGGGUCGGGAGACAUAUUCUGGGCUCCCAGAUCUUCGACUACUGGUGGGACGUCACCGGGUUCAUGGUCGAGCAUUAUGCCGAUGGCGAUCUCGUCAAUGAGGACACUCCGGUCGCGUACGGGCCUGCCGGCCACGAAGGGUUGGCGGUUUGGGGGCCAGAGGUGCCACAGGCAUUUUUGGAGUAA
This is a messenger RNA of Capronia epimyces CBS 606.96, 1185 nucleotides long. RefSeq lists its product as uncharacterized. The record is from RefSeq and is a predicted model, not a curated record. Gene Ontology annotation, cellular component: mitochondrion. Lineage: Eukaryota; Fungi; Ascomycota; Eurotiomycetes; Chaetothyriales; Herpotrichiellaceae. The coding region runs from base 1 to 1185 and encodes 394 amino acids. Gene Ontology annotation, biological process: L-methylmalonyl-CoA metabolic process. Gene Ontology annotation, molecular function: methylmalonyl-CoA epimerase activity. The transcript is spliced from 4 exons.